AUGGGCACCCUCAGCUGCGACCCCGCCCUGCGGCCGACCUCUGCGGCCCCGGGCCGGCGGGCCACCGAAUGUCAGAUCCCUGAGACAGGCCUGCGGAAGUCUCCUGGAGCGGCCGCCCUGGAGACCGGUGCUGGGCCCGGCUUGUCCACCCGUCCUCCCACCAUCGGCUACGCCCAGCAUGAGUGCACCAGAGUGGCUGGCCCCACAUGCUCCCCGGUCCGGAGGCCCAGCGAGGCCCUCCUGGAGGACAGCAGCCCGGGACCCAUCUACUUCCUGGACCCGAAAGUGACGCGUUUUGGCCGCAGCUGCACCCCUGCCUACUCCAUGCAGGGCCGUCGUAAGUGUCGGGGUUUGGAGGUGACGCCGGGACCCGGAGCCUACAGCCCAGAGAAGGUGCCCCCCGUGCGUCAGCGGACGUCCCCGGCUUUCACGCUGGGCCCUCGCCUGCGCCCGCAGCCCCUGGACACCUCGAUCCCAGCGCCCAAUGCCUACACUCUGCCCUCCCUGUGGGGGCCCCAGGUCUUCAUCAAACCCAGGAGCCCCAGCUACACGGUGGUGGGCCGCACGCCCCCGAUCCGGCCCCCGCAGGACCCUGCGGAGAUUCCAGGCCCGGGCCAGUACAACAGCCCGGACCCCAAUGCCUAUCUGCUCCGCAGGCCGGCCUUCACCAUGCCGGGGCGGCCUCGAGCCCCGCGCCCUCCCGACGCCACGCCGGGCCCCGGCACCCACAGCCCCGAGCAGGUCACUGUGCACAAGGCCAGGGCCCCCGCCUUCACCAUGGGCAUCCGCCACUCCAAGCGGGCGACCAUCAUGGCUGCUGACGCCACACCCUGA
This is a messenger RNA of Orycteropus afer afer, 834 nucleotides long. It is a transcript of the gene CIMAP1D, whose product is annotated as outer dense fiber of sperm tails 3 like 2. Bases 1 to 834 code for a protein of 277 amino acids. The transcript has 4 exons. NCBI's taxonomy places the organism in Eukaryota, Metazoa, Chordata, Mammalia, Tubulidentata, Orycteropodidae. Gene Ontology annotation, cellular component: cytoskeleton; cytoplasmic microtubule. The record is from RefSeq and is a predicted model, not a curated record.